Glossina fuscipes is the source of this 1377-nucleotide messenger RNA. Its product is annotated as fatty acid synthase-like. Gene Ontology annotation, molecular function: 3-oxoacyl-[acyl-carrier-protein] synthase activity; fatty acid synthase activity. Gene Ontology annotation, biological process: fatty acid biosynthetic process. The transcript has 5 exons. The record is from RefSeq and is a predicted model, not a curated record. The coding region runs from base 1 to 1377 and encodes 458 amino acids. Lineage: Eukaryota; Metazoa; Arthropoda; Insecta; Diptera; Glossinidae.
AUGGCAAAACCUCGGCAAAGUGCUUAUGACACUGAACUAUUUAUACAAAUAACAGCUGAAAUAACUGGCAGCGGCACUGAUAUUACAGCAGGUACCGUGAAUGCAACUGUAUCCAUGACGGGAACGACCAUCAACAACGUUGAAGCAAAUCAUGAUAUUUUUUCCAUAAUAUCAAAUUGUGUAGUCAUGAUAGGGAAUGACGUAAUGACAUUCUUAGAUACAGAUGGCGACGACGUUGUCAUUGCGGGAAUGGCUGGAAAAUUUCCCAAUUGCCAUAAUGUUGCUGAGUACGAAUAUAAGCUUUACAACAAGAUCGAUAUGAUAGAUGACGAUGAGCGACGUUGGCCGCAUUUUCAUGCGGAGCUUCCUAAACGAUUGGGAAAAAUUUAUGAUAUUGAAAAAUUCGAUGCGACUUUUUUUGGAGUACACUUUAAACAAAGUCAUUCAAUGGAUCCUCAAAUACGAAUGCUGCUCGAAGUUGCUUACGAGGCUAUUAUUGACGCCGGUGUUAAUCCAAAAAGCUUACGUGGUACUAAGACGGGAGUUUACAUCGGUUGCAUCCUGUCGGAAUCGGAAAAGGCAUGGAUCUACGAAAAAGAUACAAGCGACGGUUUUGGCUUAACUGGCUGUAAUCGUGCUAUGGCAGCAAACCGCAUUUCAUAUAGUUUAGGUUUGGAAGGACCGUCAUUUGCAUUGGAUACAGCUUGUUCUAGUUCAUUGUACGCCUUAGAUAACGCUUUUUCCGCAUUUUGUAAUGGUGAAAUAGACGCAGCUAUUAUUGGGGCUUCAAAUUUAUGUUUGCACCCAUAUGUAACAUUGCAAUUUGCUCGACUUGGCGUAUUAGCACCUGAUGGUUAUUGUAGGCCUUUUGACAAAAAUGCUUCUGGUUACACGCGUUCUGAAGCCAUUAGCUGCUUGUUCUUGCAGCGUAAACGUGAUGCUAAGCGCAUCUAUGCUAACGUAGUGUAUUCUAAAACAAAUUGUGAUGGUCAUAAGGCUGAAGGAAUUACUUAUCCUUCCGGAAAAAUGCAAGAAAAACUGCUCCGGGAGUUUUAUCAAGAAGUUGAUGUGCUUCCAGCAAACUUAGGUUUUAUGGAAGCUCACUGUACCGGUACAAAAGUUGGCGAUCCGGAAGAGUGCCGCGCCAUUGACAAUGUCCUUUGUAGUCAGCGUUCUACACCCUUAUUGAUAGGUUCCGUCAAAUCGAAUGCAGGUCAUUCUGAAGCGACAGCUGGCAUCUGCUCGCUGGUUAAAGUUUGCCUUGCAUUUGAAACAGGACAAAUUGCACCUAAUAUUAAUUUUGCGGAGAUGAGAUCAGAAAUUCCUGCUUUAGCCGAAGGACGCUUGAUAGUUGUGCUAAUGCUCAUGCUUUAUUAA